Porites lobata is the source of this 23323-nucleotide messenger RNA. The record is from the annotation of a GenBank genome assembly. Lineage: Eukaryota; Metazoa; Cnidaria; Anthozoa; Scleractinia; Poritidae.
GAACUGGUCGCGUUUAUUGAAGGUGGUGCCGAAGUUAUCCGAGGACUUCACGAAAACAUCACCAUGAACGCCUCGCUUUCUUAUGAUCCUGAUUUAGGAACUAGAAAUAAUUCAGGAAUGAACUUUACCUGGCAUUUCGGCCAGAUCAAAGGAAACAAUUAUUCAUUUCCGCUGCCUAGCCUAAGUGGUAUAUCCGUUCAAUAUUCCGCGGAUAAAGGUUUCGGACCGGUCGUCAUCUUCGCCAAGACACCCCUCUUGCUGAAUCAGACCUACAUUGCAAAGUUAGUCGUCACCAAAGACUAUCGAACAUCAAGUGUGUUUCAAGUUAUUAGAUUGCAGAAUGGACAACCACCUAUAGUUUCGCAAAGGUACACUUUAGACAGUAAUUCUCAACCUUAAUUUUUUUGUUGUGCCCGUAUCUCUAGCUGUCACUGAUUAUCAAUAAGCCGGGCAGUAGAAAUGUCCUACUUGACGCAGUAAAUGUGAGUGAUAAAAUUGGUGCAGAAAACGGUAUGCAUAUGUAUGCAAAUGUAAGUUGAGGGAAGGUUUGUAACAUUUAUUGCCAAGGAAUGCGUGGUUCAGCCUCUUUUUCUCGGACACUCCAGGGCAUAUUCAGUGGGUGGCGAGAAGAAGAGCGCGACGUUCCGAGCAUUCACUCGCUCCUCUCCGUGGAUAUUUUAAUCUAACUAAGGGAAACUACAGUAAAAUCUGGGGCGAAAGCUAGUCUCACAUUGUAAUAACAAUUCAGAAAUAAGAAUAAAAACUUAGUCCGGAAAUCUCACUAUUCGCACUAUUUUUUAUGGAGUCCAUCUAGUCUCGAGAUAGUCUAUCACACCCACUGUUGCAUCAACGCAAUACCAACUCACAAGUGUAAACUAUUGUGACAAAGAUUAUUAACAUGCCCUACAAUUCAUGCAUUUCUUUUUUAUAUUUAGCUGUCUUUUAAAUUGUGGAGCUCAAACAAGUCCGUCAGUUAGUUUGAGUAUCAAGUCACAGUGCCAAGGUUCUCAGUGCUCCAAAAUAGUCUCCUACGAAUGGACGCUCUAUGAACGGAACAAGUCCGCCUCAAAUACUGAUCCAAUAUGGCGAAAGGUGAAUAUAUUGCAAAGCAUUACAACUACGCCGCUAAACUCAAGUGAUAUUGCCAUAAAAGAAAACUCGUUGGAUGGGAGAAAGAACUAUCGAUUGGUGUUGUUUGUCAGAACUAAGGACGGUAUUGAAGGAUUAAGUGCUUAUAACAUUGUUACCGCUACGCCCCCUUCAGGAGGAAGGUGCGUGAUCAUUCCGUCCAGCGGCAUCUCGUUUGAGACUGAUUUCAACCUGCGCUGCAGCGACUGGGUCAGUGACGCUACCCCUCUGACGUAUCAGUUUCAAUAUCGACUGGACAACGGUCUGUACAGUAUGGUAUACUACGGAGUAAAUAACACCGUUAUUUCAUGGCUACCCCCUGGAAACCGAUCACAUAACUUCAAAGUCGAGAUUCUUGCUACUGUAACUAACAGUUAUGGAGCGUCAGCACCGACUGUUAAUAUUUCUGUCCGGGUGAGUUCAUAGCUUGUUUCGCCAUGAAUCCUUAGACAGUUAAGUCCUAGGUCGAGUUGUUCACAGUCUCGUUAACCCUAAUCCUGAACAAAACCAUUUAAGUUGUCAUGUUAACAAACCCUAAGUCUGACCUAAUUGAUUUUCAAACAACUUGAUCCUGUUUAUUUCCUAAUAAAGAUCAAGUACCAGUCAAAAUCUACCUGGGAACCGCUAAUAAUCACACUGCACACCGUUCACGGUUAAGUCAGCGGUAUUUUAAAGGAGCCCACAACCACAUCACCCCAGGAGUCAUAGAAAGGUCUAGUGGUCUAGUUACAUCAUUAUAACUUAUUAUUAUAGCUUGCGCAUUUGCGUCUGACUCACCCCAUGUAAGGUAAUCCAAGAGUGUCUUGUAUUCUGGAUUACACGCUAUGGAUUCCGGAUUCCAGAUUCCAGGUACCGGAUUUCAGAUUCUUUGUUAAUGGGUAUUGGAAUCGGACUUCAAUCGUUGAUGGAAUUUCGGGUUUCUUAAGCUGUAUUCCGCCCUGCUCGCUUCGCUCGCCAAUUUUUGGUGCCGUUUCACUCCUUUGUCAACUUUUCUCUUCAGGGGAGCCUGGUCCCAGGCUAAGGAUUCCGGAUUCGUUAAGGAAAACAAAAAUCAUGGAAUCCGGAUUCCCUUAAAAGUGUCGAUCCGACCGUCUGUCAUACUGUAUUUUUUUAAUAUCGAUGAUAGACACUGGGAGUAAAACUGAGACAAAGCAAAAUGUUAAGUCAUUUGUGGGCCAUGGAAAGAAAUAAGAACAAGUUCUUCGCGAAAGUUCUCCCCUUCUUCCUAAUUACUCAGCAAAGUCGUGUGAGCUGGAAAGUGAUUUUGGACCGUGACUAGGCGCUUCGAGCACAGCCGAAACUGCGUGGUGUAGGGAAGGGAAUUAAAUCAGGAGGCUCUCCCUCCCCUUCCAUUGCCUUGCCCCCCCCCCCCCCCCUUUUGCCUGUUUGCUUUUACUUAGUCACGCCUUCUCCUCAUCAUGUUUCCCAGGCAACUAGAAACAUUUCAACAGGCUAAGGCAACGUGAUUCGUUUGUUGUUGUCGCAGGUUGAACCAUCGCAACACUUGAGCCCAGCGAACUUUACCAGUGUCUUGACAGCUAAUGAUAGCUUUUUAAAUCAAGUGAUAGAAGAUGGUGAUCUGAACAAGGCAGCACAAAUAUCAAAUACAAUUCUAGAAGCGAUUUCGCAGGAUUCUUCCCUCAGUACAGAGGAAAAAACGAAGGUAAUAGUUUUUAAAAAUAAUGUUAUAAGGAUCCGCUCAAUUCUGAUUUGAAAAAUACCGGAACCGACGUUUAGAAACUUUCCAGUAGUAAUUUAUGUCCUCUUUGACUGAAAUUCAUGUGGCCUUUAAGAGCCUCUUUGGAUUGAAACACCCUAUAAAAGAAAUUAACGGAGUCUCGAGAAAAGGACUACAGUUAAUGCUAACUCAAUCUAAAGCAAUUAUUCAUCCAGCCACGAUGUUGCCAAGUAGUUUAGUGCAAAUAUACCCUCACACGGUUUUUUAAACUUUUUACUGGGGCCAGUUAGUGGAAAUUUGUCAUCCCGGCUUGGAAGAACGCCGUGAAAUCAAUCAGUUAAGCUUCCAACGCCUUUAAACUUGGUAAGAUUAUUAAUUUCAUUUACGGCGCUCUUUCCAGCAGUGUCAAUGGACAUUCGCUUACUGGUUUUUAUCUGAACUUAAAAACACCGUGUAAGGGUCGAUUGAUUCGUGUUAAAGUGAUAUCAGUUUUGUUACUUAUCAUAGAUUCAGGAACUGAUUGUGGGCAAAAUUGCCGCAUUGCAAGUUAAGAGUCUGCCAGACCUGCUGCAGUCCUCUUCUGUGAUUGGCUCAGCCAUUCAGGACACUGAAACAACAUCUGUAAAAUCUCUGGUGAGGUAUAAUUUACCCAUGAAGUCGCCAUAAUCGCCCUGCUAAAACAGGGCAGGUCAAAGUAUGUUUUUAUAACUUUUGCUAUUUAUUUCGUCACAUCAUGCACAGUAUAAAACGUUUGAAUUCCAGGCGCCACUCCCUUCUCCUUCGCGCUGUUUCUGCCAUCAGCUUCAUGUUCAAAAGUAAUAAGUGCUUAAUGGCUACGAUUCCUUAUUCGGUUUCUCCCUGAAUUUUUAUUGUGUUGUUCUCAACUUUUCCAGCAAUCUAUGAGCAAAGCUUCCUUUUGUCUUCUCCUUAAUCGAGAAGGAGAAAAAGAGGCUCUGGCUGAAUCGUAUUAAGCCUUUGAAGUCAUCGUAGCCCAAACUUUUGAACUGGUCAAUCUUAUCUUCUCUCGUCAAACUGGUUUUUCAACCACGAGCAUUUUUAUAUUGAUAUAACGAUGAUCAUAAAUGAGCCCGCUGUACUAGACGCUCGUCUAUUGGGCGUGGGAACUGUACCCUAGCAACAUGCAAGACAUCUUCAACAAAGUUCUUACUCGAUUUCAUUGUUGGCCCCAGACCUCACUCUUUUGACACCGUGACGUUGUCAUGCGCUAGAAAGAAGGGCACUGCAGGGGUGGAGAAUGAAUCGAUUUUUGCAGAGUCUUUCUUGAGUAUAACAAAAUCAAACAAGCAAAAGAAACGCUCUGCUCGCAGGGUGCUUUUCCAGGUGAAGAAUUCACAACAAUUCGCAACAUCGUGGAAGCGGUAAUUUGUUAGCAGUCCGUUAGAAAACUCGCAGUGACAUUUCUUUCUCUGAACGUUCGCUUUUGUCAGAAAUUUGCCCUACCUGCUAUUGACUCCAUGGCUUCACUGCUCAGGAAUGCUGCCCAGCAGAAACAAACGGACAACAUACCGCUGAUCACCCCGUCAGCAGAAAACUUAGGCUCAUGCCUCAACAACGUACUGAAGAGUGCAUCAAUGGUCGCAUCAGGAAAACUUGGGUCCAGUCCUCAAGAACAGGUAUUUAUUUCCGUAGUCCAUUACUAGCUGGCGCAGAUAGACACGUGGGAAAUCUCAAUGCAAUUCCCCAGCAAAUGCAAUAAUGGUGUUAAUGCUUGCCUGGUAUCCUGUGGCUGUUAUACACACAUAAUCAGGAGCCUAUGAUUGAAAGUUUGUUCUUCUAAGAUCGCUGUCUUGCUCAAGUUUUUUACCACUCAUCUGUUGUAAUUUAAUGAUUUAUUAUUACUUCGGCGGAGCGCGAAGUAAAGGAUUCGCGACGCUCAGGAACGUUCCAAAGUUGCUUUUUUUCGCCACUGCGACCCAAGGUAACAGAUUUAAAAAAUAGCUGUAAGUUAUGCACGAGCUAAAGGUACAAGUUUUCUUAGAGAUACUUGUUCUUAUUUAUUAUUCUGGCUAGAAAUAUUGACUGCAAAAGUAUUUCACAGAAAACAUUGAAUCAAUUUGGGCUAGAAGCUUCAAAAUUUGAGCUAAAAUCGAGAUACAAGAGCAAUUUUCAGGGCGUCUCACUGCGCAGACGAGUUGCUUCGGAUAUGUCAAUCGCACCAUAAUUAUGUUUCUCCAAAGUGCGUUUCAGUUUGGCUUUUUAUCCUGGAAACCUUGUCUUUUUCUCCUGGAAUCUAGAUUGGAAUUCGUUAUACACCGUGGAAAAAACAAAUUUAUUAGAUUGCCGGUUAAGUUCCACGCCGAUAGAUCAAAAUUUCAGUUCUGCACUACUACCACCCGAAGUAAGCUUAUAAUAAUUUUCACGCGAACUGUACUGCCGUGUUUGUGCUUUUUUUUUUCUAAAUCCAGCGGCCGAAAUAAUGCUAAGUAUGCUUUUCAAUACACUUUUAAAGAUAACACCACAAAAUACGCAAAAAAGAAGAAGAAGACUAAAGAAAGAACACAGUAAGGACCUUCACGACGAUAUUCGCAGAGCUACCCAUCCGGUUCCUAACCUCGCCCGACAGGGCUUAACUUGAGUGGCGCGACUAAAAAACCGAGUUUAGCGAGAGUUAUUGCGAGAUACGUAUUUUUAGUUUAUGUUGCGAUCUUGUACAUUAAUUAUCCUCGGUGGAGGAAAGGGGAAGGAUGGAAGCGAAAAGGGGAAAGAGCUGAAGGAGAGAAACGCCUGACACGGAUGCUUUUACUGGAGCCUUCCACCCCCACACAGCGUGAUUCGAUACCAUCCAAUCAAAAUCACUUCCGGCCAUUGGGUUGUCAGCUUCACGUGUCAAAAAGCUCGCCUAAAAUAAAUCUCACCUUACGGUCUGGCCGAGCUCCGGUGCUUGUGUUGCUACGAUUUCGCUUUUUUCUGAAACCUCCAAUGAGGAGUUUUCGAAUACUUGUAAUGUAAAACCUGCCGUUUUUGAGGAAUUAUAUCAUGUUUUAGGAAUUGUGCUAGCGUAAGAUCGCCAACUCUCUGUAAAUAAAUGUGUGCCCGGAAAAUUGUGAAUUGCUUUUGUUUACAGAGUUACAUCAGGCGCUUGUCUGGCAGCUAAAAAGCCGAUUUUAUUCCUCGUAUUCUCGGGUGGUUGAAAGGAGCUGCAAGAAUAAAUAGGAAGGUGCGAUGGUGAAACACCUAUAUGCCUAAAAAUUAUCAAGCAGCAGCAAAUUCCACCACUACACAGAGAGCUCGUGAAAGCUGUUACCAGUUCAAUAAGAAGUGAGAGCCUAUAGCAAAGGUCAAUCCCGUUGGCGAAAUAUGAUGCCGCCCGCUUGAGCUUAAGACAUUUCAAAAGUGAGAAAAUUUUGGAAGAGGAAGUAAACGAAUUCCAAUCACGUACGCUAUCGUAACCGCCACAAGCAAAGUCAAUCUUUUUAAAAGCCUUGGUGCUGUCGGCUAUCUCAAUACAUGGCUACCUCGCUCUGUUUUCAUUUACAGUAACAAUACCCUUUUAACGGCAGGAUGUUGUAAAUCAGAACUUAGAUAUCUGAAACACUGAUAUGGUCUUCUUUGUCCCGGUCUUGUGAAACCAAUACUCGGACAUAGUUUCGGCAGAAGCUGGUAUAUGAGGCUUUUCCAUACUCCGAGUACAUCUUUCCGUUAAACUACGAGGCCUUGAAAACACAUUCUUGCUCGGGUUUCGCCGAUCGCUCUGCUAGUAUUUACUUGCGGUCGGUGUCGUCAGGGGGUAUUGUGUGUUAUCCAAUCACUGCCACAACCAGAUUUUGGAUGUGUCACACGAUUUGCUGAAUGGUUUUGUGUCAGGCCUUCCUUUCUCUUCUCCCCCUCCCGCCUCCCUCAUCUAAAAUCUCCUCUCCCCUAGUCCCUUAGGAAGGCCUGAUACUCAGGCUAGUUUCGUAAGGGAGUGUACUGAUGUUAGUUCAUAGUUACGUUGCUGGAGAAGGUGUGGAGUUAACUGUACAUUAGGGAAGUGUUGUUGUAGAGAAAAUAAAGGAAGUGGAACUGAGAUCCCACCAUAUGGUUAGUUGUCGUAAACGUAACCUAAGGUAAACUUAAAAACAAGUACAGUGGAACCUCUAUUCAGGGGACACCAUUGGGACCAAGGCAAGUGUAACCUGAAUAGAGAUGUCCCCUGGAUGGAGGUUUGGCUAAGGUUUGGGCGUCCGUGCGUGCAAAGCGCGCGAGUAGUGGGAACCCAUACCUAAAGGAAAAUGGGAACCUAUAGAUGUCAGAAAAAUUUGGUUCAAAAUUAUCAUGUUCUUGAACGGCCGCCACAAGAGCGAUUUUGGUGAAGUUGGCGAAAAUGGCGAAAAUGGUGAUCUAAUUUGAAUAUUUGGCAACCUCACGGAAAAUUGAGGCCAAAUUCCCAUUUUCGUGAGAUUUUCCAUUUUUGUUAACUUCGCGACUUUACGAGGAUUGCCCCUUGUGAUCUCAUUUAAACUUUCACCAACCCUCAGGCAAUUUUUUGGACAGAUUCACCCUUUUGCCAUUUUCGCUAAAUUCGUCAAUUUCGUUACUUCUAUAUAAGCCUUUAGCGAAUUUUAGCCAUUUUCGGCAAAUUUGCCAUCUCCUUCAAAAUCGCCUUUGCGAUUUCUCGAAAUAUUCGCCACUUUUUUGGGGGGACUCUUUGCCUCCUCAUUUGACUUGCAGGUAAGACCUUGGGGAUUUUUCUCUAUUUUGGUCAACAUCACCAUUUUCGUCAAAAUCACCACUUUCAAAGGGCCUCUUUGCCAUCUCAUUGAAAAUUUUGUUACGAAUUUGGCGAAUGUUCGCCAUAUUCGUGGACAAUUGCAAAUUCGCCAUUUUCGCCGAAUAUGUCACUUUCACCAAAAUCGCAACUCUUAAUGGGAACCCUUAGCUUUGUUAUAACUUAUUUGCCAAACUUGGCGACUUUUCGCCAUUUUUGCCGUUGGGCGCAUUUCUGUACAUGAGUGGGUGAAUCGGGCCCGAACGUUCUAAAAAUGAAAUAGUAAUUGAUAAACGGGCACUUCCUUCUUUAGGGAAAAAGUCUUGUGAAGGAUUCCAUCGGGAUCAUCAACAUUAUUGCAGAUGCCGUGUUAACAAUGAAAGUUGCAGAUGAAGAAGUGACUCAAAUCAAGACUGCAGAAUUGUCCAUGACAUUAGGACGCCAUACCCCAACUAAACUUCUUGGAUUAUCUAUUGAAGGAGGGGACGGUAGAUUUCUUUUACCAGAUGGAACAUUAGAUUCCAGUACCAGUAACACAACCUUCGUAGAUUCUCAAGUAAGUUUUCAUAAAUCCCCUUCCUUUUCAAAAAAUCCUCGAUUAGCUUUUCUCCUUUCGAAUGAGGACUGCCACCAAAUAAGCUAUGUAACCUGGCAGCUCGAGAGAUCAUCAGAGACAGAGGAGUUGCAAAGCCGCGCGGAGAAUAGAGAAGAGACACUUUGAUGCGUAGCCUUAAUCUGAAAUGAUUGUCCCUCCUGAUCUCCUCUAUUUGCUGUUCAAAAUAGAUUACACAUGAGCUACAGUUUGAUGACGGGUAAUGUGCCGCUAUUACUUUAAUUCUUUCAAAUUUCCACUUUUUUUUCUCAAGUGAAACGCCGAAAACAUUGCAUCGAGGCAGUUUGAGAAUUAAGUCUUUUGUUAUUUUCACCCACGUAAAGCUAAUCCGGAAUCUGGAUCCUGGACAUUUUUGCUUGUGGAGGUUUGGUCAGUUCUUUUAAUAAUGUUAUCGCUAGAGCUUGGACUCCGAAAUCCACAGCAUGAUCCAGAAUCCAGACUGUCUUGGAUUCCCUUACAUAACAAUCUGAAAUACAAUAACAUGUGUUCAUUACUCUUGAAAAUAGUCUGUAUAUUAUAACGUGUAUUUAAUAUAUGCACACUCAAUGAUCUUGGUGAUUCGAGCAAUCUGAUUGGUUCGCUAUCUCGGAGUAUGACGUUAUAUUCACCGCGCUAGGCGGAGAGUAUAAAGCAAAACGAAAUCGCUGUCGUGAACUGGGUGUUUUGCCAAAGUCUUUGAGUAAGAAUUUUUUGAAAAUAUAAGAAAAUCUUUCUCUUGACGAUUUUGAAGGUAAGAAAAGACUUCAUGGUGGUACAUCAGCGUGAAUUAUUGCGAUGUGAUUUACUCUAGCUGACUUUUUACACACUCGAAUCAAUGUUUUUUUGUUUUAUUUAUUUGAUUUUUUUUUUAUUUGCCACACAAUAAUUACAAAAAAUAAAGAAAAAAAGAGAAGAAAAGAAGUGGCGAGGAGACCUAACAGAAACUAUAGGAGUUGAUGAGAGGUUAGGUCCCCUCGAACUACGGAUUAAAGCUGUUUAAUAUCAAUUAAAGAAAAAAUGGCUAAAAGUCGAAGAUGGAAAGAUUUAUGAACUGUUUUCAUAUUUACUCAAUAAUUUAUAAAUCUUCAGUUUUUCGUAAAAUCGGAAAGGGAUUGAGAGUUGAUGACUUCGUUGUUAAGUGAAUUAAAAAACUUAGGCCCUUGAAAAGGGCGAGAUCUUCUUAGUGUUUGUACGACAAUACGGUAGGCGGUAGGCCUGGGAACUUCUUGUGUUGUAAGAGUGCCUUGAUUGCUUUGGGAGAAAUUGUUAUUAAACCCUGGAGGUUAAACAACAACAACAACAACAACAUCUUUCAUUUAAACAAUGUGGGUUUAAAGCUAAUAUAGCUUAUAGGGCCGUGUAAAAAAUGUUAAUAAAAAUAAAAUGCUAAAAAUUAUUAAAAUUGAACGAAGUCAUGCGAUCAAUAAAAGGUGAAAUAUGUACAAUAAAAGAUAUGAAUAGAAUCAAUAAAAGACGAAAUCACUGUCAAUUUGGGGACGACCCAUUUGCUCUGACUUUUCAUUAAAGUUCAAGUUUCUGAGGGCGGGAGACUUUUUUGCCCUUUUGGUAUAGUCCCUGGCGCUGACAGCGGAUGGUUCUAAAAGAUUCCAAACAAUGGAUCCAUAGGCGUACGGGAAACUUUUUGCCAGGGGGGGCGGUAAACCAUUUGCCCAAAAAAAUCUCGCAAGUUGCCCAAAUUUUUCCGAAAGAAUCGUAAAGAAAUGAGGGCCAUAUGGCAACAACGUAGACCCUCCUGGAAUAUGAAGGUGGCUCGAUAAACAAACGUCGCCAUAAACAAACAUUUGGAAAAAUUGCGACCACAGUUGUAUUAAAAUGAAAAUUUGUCAUCACCAGGGUUGCAAUGACAUCGGAGUUGUCAUAGCAACGAAAUGACUCCCCCCGCUCAUUACCUAUUUUACGUCAGCAAUGAUUCCCAGCACGGGAACCUUACAAAAUCGUUCACAGGAGCUUUUUUCUCCAAUACGGUCGCCUCGAUGUUCGUGAAGUUUAAGCAAAACCUUAAGAGCGUUAUCGAGAUAUUUUGGAAUGAAGUUUUUAUUACAGUAAAAACCCGCAACUAAGAACGUAAAAAUUAAGAACCUGUUAGCCUAAAAUUGGUCAUUUAUACCCCCUAUAAACAAGAACCUAUUUAGCCUUAGAAAUUUAAAACAGGUUCUUAUUUCUAAAAUCAUACUAGUACAUUACAGCUGUAUUGCAAGAAUCAUAUUUGAAGCAAAAAAAGCAGAUCGCCAUUGUCGUAAAAAUGUUUUUUAAGGAAAAAUGAGUGCAAGGUAUGUAGACUUACAAAGCAUACUAAGCAAUAUGUAGCCUCAGCAUACCAUUAUGCAUUGUUUUUUCUCCAGGAUUAAGAACCCAUUUUAAGAACCUAAAUAGCCUAAAAUUCUGUUAACUACCAUUUAUAUAAGAACCCGUUUAGGCUAACUGCUAAAAAUGUAGGUUCUUAGUUGCGAGUUUUUACUGUAUUAGAAAUACGGUAAGAACAGGAAAAUCUUGAUUUUUGGCUGUUAUCUGUAGAAAACGAAGCGCUUUAGACCUGCAAUUUCACCUCAUAGUAGUUUUAAUCUUUUUAAAAACAUGUGUAAAAGAUCGUGGAGAUAGCUCUGCUUGGUUGCUAGAAUCGAAAGAAGGAUUUGAUUAGUAUGUAUCGAGACACUCUUGUUAGCGGUUUUGUAAACAUUUCGGUCUACUUUAACAAAUUAGCGAAUAAUUUUUUAAACCUCUCGAUAAAUUUUUUAAAAGAAUUAAAAUUCUUCUCGUAAUUCAAACUGAGACUAGUCAGCCACUUCUUCAUUUUCAUACCCAUUGGUAAAUGCUAUCUGCCAUAUUUUGUUUUUCGAGUAGAGAUGAUUCUAGAAAGUUAUUCGAAAGUUUAUUUUAAUCAAUUCACGACUGGAAAUAGCCCAUUCCAGCUAGUGCAGUGCAGUAUAGUGCCCAACAAAAAAAUGCUGCAAAUAUGUAAAGUACCGUCACCACAUGCUAGGCAACCACUGUAACGUAACUGGAUUAUUACGCCGACUUCAGGUUAAUAUUCAGGUCUUUAAAAUAAUUAAAUAAACAUGGAGACGUCUUUAAAAACUGGCUUUGCCCAAAUUUUCUCUCGCUGCCCAAAAAAUCUGAGGUGCCCAAAAUUUGGGGGGGCUGCAGCCCCCCUCGCCCCCCCGGCCCGUACGCCUAUGAAUGGAUCCUCUGUAAAAAAUAGAGUUUUUCAUAUAAUAAGUUUCAAAACGUUGUACGCUAACACGAGGUUGAUGACGGAGGUCAUACUUAGGGUGUGUUCCUUUCGGCGAAUCCAAAAACGGAUUUUGGAUCCUAGAUUUGCCAGAUUUCGCGGUCGAAAGGAACGUGAAAUCCGAAAUUGGAUUUGUAACCUUGGUAACCUUUCGCCAACGCGUGCAAUAUGCACAACAGCCUCUCAAGAAAUGACGUGUUUUCUACUGUUUGACAAAUUAUACGAUUAUACAGUGCAGAAUUUAGCGGUCGUCAGUUCGAAUAGCGACGAUGGAACAUAAAACAGACGAAGAAAGAAGCGCAUUAAAACUGAAAAUUUUCUAAAGAAUGUCGGCCAGUUUGAUCCAGUUCCCUAGCUUGAAUUUUUUUAUGUAACACGAUCGAGUGCCUGUCGCGUCUACAAGCGAGUUUGUAGUUAGAUUGCAGUUCGUUUGUUACUUUUACUUAUUUCUGAUUUCAAGCAAUCUUUAGAGACAAAUGGUUAGUAUAUGGAUAUUUUAAUGUACCAGGAACCAUCUUCUAGUGUUUUCAGAUGUUUUGCGGCAAAUGACAGCAACGAGGAAACUCUACGGCCUCUAUGGGAAUACUUCAACUGGAAAUACCGCUGGAUCAUCUGACUAAUUUCGGAUCCACUGUGAAUGGAACAGCGUAGAUCACUAAUCCGUUAAUCUGGAUUUGGAUUCUUCGGAUUUCAAAUCCAAUGAAUCCUUUUUCAAAAAGGAUUCACCAGAUCAAAAAUCCGGAUUUGGAUUUGCCGAAAGGAACGCGAAAUCCGUUCUUAGAUCUAAAAUCCGUUUUUGGAUUCACCGAAAGGAACACACCCUUAGACUCUUUCCUUUGGAUUAUAUGUUCCAAGCAUGAUGGAGUUAUGCGGUUGUAUAUAUUAUAAAUUAAGGUGGCUAUUUUGACCUUAUAAGUGUCGAAUAAAGAGUCCCAGUUAGCUGUUUUUCUUACAUCCUCAGAGGACAUGUCGCGCGGGAGGUUAUAUAUAACUCAAGCAGAUUUACAAUGUAUGGAUUCCAAAGAAUUAAAUUCAUUGUUAUUUGUGUAACACCCCAAAAUUGGUAACGCAUAUGUAACCGAGGGAAAAAUGACUUUAAAAUAUAGAUCUAAAAGCGAAUUCCUAGGUAAAAAGCGGCUGCGUUUGAUUAGAUUGAGCUUGUUAACGAACCCUCUCUUGAGCUCUGAUAUGUGUUUUGUCCACUUAAGCUUGUUGUCAAUGGUUACACCUAACAGCCUAGAACUUGAGGACAAUAUUAAUAUGAGAUGCUGGUUAAUUUUUAACCUGCCUAAGGGACCGAUAAAAUGAUUUCGUUUAAGGAUCAUUCCCUCGCACUUUUUGGGGUGUGGUAUCAGGGAGUUAUGUUUGCACCAGAGGGCGAGUUCUUCUAGAGCUUUGUUCAGCGUUGUUGUGACCUGGUCUACAGAUUCACCAACACAGUACAUGGUAGUAUCAUCAGCAUACAGGAACGUCGUUGCAGUGUUUUACUGCUUUCGGUAGAUUGCUUGUGUACAAGGCGACGAGUAUGGGCCCGAGUACGGAGCCCUGUGGUAUACCGUGUGCAACUUUGGUAUUUCUCAGAGGGUACACCAUUAAUUACAGAAUACUGUUCCCGUUCAGAUAGAUAAUCUCUUAGCAAUGCCAGUAAGUUUCCCGUGAUUCCAAAGUUGUGCUCUAGCUUGUGAAGAAGAAUUGAGUGUGAAAGGCAAUCAAACGCCUUCCGGAAGUCUAUGAAUACGGCGCCCACAACUAAUUUGUUAUCGAUUGCUCGUCGCCAGGUUUCAGUCAGGUGGAUGAGUAAUAGCUCUGUGGAUCUUCCUUUUCGGUAGGCCAAUCGGUUGUCAGUGACGAGCGCUUCGUUUUCCGAGAAAACAUGUUUCGCAAUCAUGUCCGCUACACAUGAUUCUAAAAUCUUGCUGAGUACACUUAGCAAGGAGAGGGGACGAUAAUUACUUACUACCGUAGGAUCAUCUUUUUUGAAUACAGGUGUUAGUCUGGCCACUUUCCAAUUAUUGUAGACUCUACAUUCGCGUAUACUUUGCAUGAAAAGGCUGGUCAGCGGGCCAACAAUAGCAGUACCUGCGAGUUUCAAUAAUUUGGGUGAUAUACCAUCCGGUCCGGUGGCUUUAUUAUUCUUCAAUAAUGUUAUUUUCCUGUCAAUAUCAAGGCUAGAUAGAUUAAUAUCGGAUAUACAUGGUACAGGUUUGGAGCAUGGACUAGUCAAGGGUUGUGGUGCUUGGAGUUGCCCAGCAUUUAAUUUCUCAGCUAUCGUAGAGAAGAAACAGUUCAUAAGGCUCGCCUUCUCCGUGUCUUUUACCGCUAAGCUGUUGUCGUCACGCUUUAAUGGGCCUAUCUUCUUCCUUACUUUGGGGUUGGUAGCUUUGGAUAAUACAUUCCAAUACGCCGAGGUGGUCUUCGCCUUUUUCAGCUGAUCUCUGAAGUAUGCAGCCUUCGCUUUCCAAAGGUCAGAUGUUAUGUAUUUGGAUCCUUAGUUUCAACACCUCUCUUGAAUAACUUAAAUCGGCGAUUCAUUUUCAACCUGAUAGUGGUAUUGAUCCACGGUGACGAUACGCUUCGCACUUUAAUUUCUUUCAGUGGAGCGUGUGAAUCGCAAACGCCGCUGAACAAUUGAUUCCACGCCCAGAGGAUGUCAUCCAUGUCGUCAAACACUGAUGCAAUGUAGAAAGGUGUUUGUUCCAUGUCUGCUUUGAAAUUCUCUGUAUUAAAUUGUUUGAAGACCCUGACUGUAAUGACUGCGGGCGGCGGUCUUUUUCGUUUUAAUCUCAGGGUUGUUGAAAAGAAUGAAUUUCUGCAAGAAUACAUAAAUUGGUCCAGUUGAAGCAAAUGGAUAUCAUUAAAUUUUAGUAUACCGAGGUCCUUAAAGAUGGGGGUUGUAUGAGAAUUGAAAUGUGAUUUAUUAAUAAUUCUAAUAAUGCGCUUUUGCAGGAUAACAAGGCGGCGGAGAUUGGUUUUAUAGGUCGAAGCCCAAACAAUAUUGCAGUAGUAAAAAUAGGGAUAGAUUAUUAAGGAAUAGUAGAGCAUAAGUAGAGACGAUUUAAGAAGAAAGAAGCUGCAUCUAGAUAUUAUACCGAUUGACUUCGCAAUUUUAUUUGCAACGUGUGAUAUUUCCGACUUCCAAUUUAGGUUUUCAUCCAAAAUUACUCCUAGAAAAUUUCUCCUUUACUUCAACAGUAUUUUGAUUAUCUAAUAUACUUAUUUGAAUAUUACAAAUUGAACGCCUUUGUCUUGGUUUAAAGACCAUAAAUUUAGUCUUUUUACGUUUUAGAGAAUGCUUGUGUGCUUUAAACCAGAUUGAAAGUUUGUCCAUCUCCGAGUGUAACAUAACUGAAAGAUAGUUCGGAUCUUUAUGUGACAUGAGUACAUUGGUAUCGUCAGCGAACAAUAUCAGAUUUAAUAGAUUAGAAGCAUUGUUGAUGUCGCUAAUGUACAGUAAGAAAAAUAGAUGUUCGAGGAUAGAACCCUGAGGGACCCCACAAGAGAUUUCAUUUCUUAACGAACAGUGGCCAUUAUAUUCAACGUAUUGCUUUCUGUAUGAAAAGUAACUUCUUAUCCAGUCCAGCGCUAAGCUACGAAUACCGUAAUGUUCGAGUUUAUCAAAAAGGAUGACAUGAUUUACAGUGUCGAAGGCUUUUGAGAGAUCAAGAAAAAUACCAACAGAAAAUUCACCUCUGUCAAAGGCCGUGGAGAUCUUGUCAUGUAAGUCGAUUAGCGCGAGUCAAGAGAGAAUGAUCUAGCUCAUUCUCUCUUGCGCGAGUGCAGUGGAAUGAUUUUUUUUCCUGAAGCCGUAUUGGUUUACUACAGAGGAUGUUGAAAUUGAUCAGGUAUUGCAUUAAACGAUCGUAGAUAACUCUUUCAAAGAAUUUUGAAAAGCUGGAAAGUACCGAGAUAGGUCGGUAGUUGGUGAAAAGCGACUGAUUAUCAGAUUUAGCGACUGAUCAUCAGAUUUUACCAUUACAGAGGAAAACGAAGGCGCUUUGUCACUGUCUUGUGAACUCGGGAUUUCCUUGCAAAAGCAACUUUGCCUUAUAAGUAGAAGUUAGUUUUUAGAAAAAAGGGAAGGCAAAUAUUUUCGGAAAUUAUAUAUGCCAGCAAGUUAACAAUGUAAAGAACACUGCAUAUAAACAACGCUGACAGAAACAAAUAUAGCUCUACGCUUCUACUUAAAAGGGGUAGUAAUUAAAACUUUCAACGUUUUCUUUCAAACUAUUGAUGCUAAAGCUUACAAAAAGAUUAGUAACGUAACUGUGAUAUGCCAUGUUUGAAGAUACUGUAAGCAUAAAGACCUAACUGUCACGCAUCUUCUGUUUACGGCUGUAUGUUCACGCAUGAAUUCACCCGUCAAUCAAACCAAUCGUUUUUAAAUGGUUACCUUUCUGAUUGUGAAGAGAUCGCUUCGUAUGUAUACACUAAAACAAUUGUUCACCUCAGGUUCAGUUCAUAUAGUUGAACAAGACGGCUCUUAAAAAUCGGCGUUUAGUCUCCCUUGCUUAGAGACUAGAUAAGAAAUGAGGAGGUGAUUCCUUUUUCACGAAACUGGAUUUGCUCGCUAAAGGUUUUUCACUUCCUACUUUAUCUUGUCGACGGUCGAGUAUUUCAGGAUUACUUUUUAUAUCGUAUUCGACAGAAUGUUCUGAAUUGAUUUAGUACGCGUGUUACCGACGACCAGAAUUACGUCUACGGUCGCAGGCUAUACGCGUUCCUGAAAAGCCUCUUUGGGGAGGUAACAAUAAAGUAUGUAUGUAUGUAUGUAUAUAUGUAUGUAUGUAUGUAUGUAUGUAUGUAUGUAUGUAUGUAUGUAUGUAUGUAUGUAUGUAUAUAUGUAUGUAUGUAUGUAUGUAUGUAUGUAUGUAUGUAUGUAUAUAUGUAUGUAUGUAUGUAUGUAUGUAUGUGUAUAGUUACACGAAAAUUCAAGGGUUUCGAUUCGAGAGAAAUUUCAUCAUUCCCGAAGAUUAAAAAACGUGAUGAGAACAUGGCGUGUCAUUUUAAUCAUCGCCGAGAAUAAACCGCAUGCUCAUCACAAGACUCAUUUGCAUACAAUGAAAGUUUACAACAAUUCUAAGCGCGAGACUAAUAAUCCCCUCGACUUUGUCUAGGGGGUUAAUCAACAAUAUGAACUUUGCCUUCGGCGAAUAAUUGUUAAAUGUAUUUCUUUCAGAUAUCGCUAAGAUUCAGAGUAUCGUAAUGUGCAAUGGAGUGUAAUGAAAUUUGCUGAAAACAUACUUAUCGAAGCCAAGGUUAUGCCAGUGACGUGUCUCGUGCGCCAUGUUGAUCACGUUUUUGUUUGUUUGUUUUGCUUUUUCAGAUGCUCUCAAUUCCAUUCAAUCCUUACACAUGGGAUGUCACAAGAGAACUAGUGGACUCUGAUAUCUUAGCACUGGACUUGAAAGACGACGAGCGUAAACCGAUCAAAGUAUCAGAACUCCCAAACGACGUCCUGAUUGUUACACCACUGAAACCUCAACAGAUCUCUUUACAAAUCCCGCAGUACUUCACCCAGAAUGAUAAUUUACGAUUUCACCAAAUAGAUGUUAAGUACGAAAACACGUUGAUAAUGGUGGAGAUCGCUCCCACUGAUGAAAGUGUGACCCUUUUUGUUUACAUGCGACAUAGUCAACGGCCAACAACACAAGUGUAUGAUCUCAAUGCCACUAUCUCCAAACAGGAAACUUGCAUUUGGUGGAAUGCGCAGGUAAAAAGCUUUGGAAGAGCAAAGUGUUUUUCCAACAGAUUUGCAACCGUUCCAAUAGAAACAAUUGUCAGGCAACCUGGAAGAUACUUUCUGGGGAUUCAAAGUUAUGACACCAGUGUAACCUCCCUGAAGAGACAAAAGAGAUCAUGUUUCAGAAAUGGACGUCAGAAGCGAUCAUGUGUGCAAGUGAAAGAUCCCCCUCCCACUCCCCCUCAGGGCAAAAAUAUAUCUUUAGUACCCAUGUAUGACCCAACUAUCUCAAGGAACUAUACUAUGAGGGUGGCCUUGGGGAGCUGUGUGUUCUGGUCAGAAGAGCAGGAAAAGUGGAUGACAAAAGGCUGUCAAGUAAGUAAUAACUGAUGACUGAGCUAUUUUUUUGAUUGGUGUUGGACCUAGGGUUGGUUGCUAAGUGUAAAUUGUUAAGCCUCGCAGUAAGCAGUAAGGAGCAAUACAUGCCGCUUUUGCCGUCUCCACUUUCAUCCAUGCCAUCUUUUGGCUCCCUAUGUAUCGUUUGUGGUCUUCUGCAGUUGUAUAAUGUAGUUAUUUUGAUAUUUAUUUUGAUCAGAUGGAAAAUUAUAACAUGCCCUUAAAUUGCACAACCCAUAAAUUAAAAGUUCAUCAAUGAGCCAAUUUUGAUAUAUUAAAAAAAUUCUAACUCUCCCGAGGCUUGAAAGAAUAAUUCAAGAGACAUCGCCUUGAGGUUCAUGGAUGAAUUUUGUUUGUUGUCCAGAUUCUCCAGUCCUCCAAGCCAAGUAUGAAUUUGAAGAUAUUUCGAAAUUGAUCUAUUGACCUAACAUGGAAACUUGGAUUUAAAUUUUUCAUUCUUUAUUCCAUAGGUUUUGUCAGCAACGUUAAAUGGAUUUCUGAACUGUUCAUGUAAUCACCUGACCUCCUUCGGAGGUAGUUUCUUUGUAAGACCCAAUCCCAUCGACUUUGAUCAAGUGCUGGUACAGUUCAAGAGACUUGCAGAUACAGGAAAUGUCGCGGUUAUUGUAACCGUUGCAGUGGUAUUCCUGUGCUACGUUUUUGUGAUUGUUUUUGUCAGAAAAGUGGAUCAGCAAGACACCAGAAAUGUAAGUACUUACUAGGUAACUUAAAUAGCGCAACAACCACUUGGAAAAACAUUGCAGCGGUGUGAAGCUGGAUCUUAGUGUAAACCAGACCGAGCAAUGAAAAAUAUUAAACCAAAGGCAAGACUCAUCGGACUGCUCAAUUAACUAGAGAAUAGAGCACUCGUUCUCCUACAGCUCAUCAAAUCAAAAAGAGAGGUAUCUUUUUAUCACCAUGAAGACGAUUGAAACCUGUAAAAUGAACUGGAAGUAUAGUAUUAUACAAAACUAAUUUUUCCAGUUCUCUUAUUUUUUUUUCAGUGAAGUUUUAGUUCUAUGAUAAUAUAUGAAUGUGCGAUUAUCGAAACACCAUGCUCUAUAAUCAUCUAUAAUGUAAAUUUAUGCGUACUGAAAACGGGGGUGAUGGUGGUGGUAGCGCGGAACCUUUGAUUUAGGCUUCGGCCUCUCAUUUGGCACAACGGAAUCUAAUCAACAGCAGGUACCCAUUCAGAUCUCUGAGGAUGCUUUUAACGGAAACCAAUUUCUUGUUUCUGGCCUUGCAGACAUUCAUAAUGAAAACAAACCAAUACAAAAACAAAAAAUAAAUUAUACAGCGUUCUCAUAUAACGUCACGGUGGCCAUAUUGGUGUUCCAGAACAAUAUAACGGUGGCCAUGUUGGUGUUCCAAACCAAUCCUAUUGGAUUGUGUCAAUAAACACUUUCUUUUGUUACAAUAAUUUGUAUAGAUGCUUCUCACGAGAGUGAAAACGCUUGACACGUACGUGACCAUGAAGGUUUAACAAUCGAGAGAACAAAAAAACACAACACUUUCCUUUUCUUUUUUGCUCCAGAAUGGUUCUCCAAUUGAGCUGCCAACAGGAUCAAACAGUUUGCACGAAUAUGAAAUAACAAUAAUAACAGGAGUCUGGAGGAACUCCGGAACAACAGCUAAAGUUGCUAUAGAGAUAUAUGGCUCCGAAGAAAGCACCGGGAAGGUUCCGCUCAACAACAUGGAGGAUGCCCCGACGGACACACUUUUUUCUAGAGGGAAUACGGACGUUUUUGUUCUUAAAGUUGAAAAACCACUCGGUUAUAUUAAAGGGGUGAGAUUUGGGCAUGACAACUCUGGAAAUAGUCCUUCGUGGUUUCUAGAGGAAAUCAUUGUUCUUGACAAACAAACGCUUUGCUCUUGGACAUUCACGAAUACUCAGUGGCUAGCUCUUGAAAGAGGAGAUGGUAGGAUUGAACGGAUGUUGGAGACAGAACAAAAUAGAACAGACUUCAACAGCGAGGUUUUGAAGCGAUGGUGGAAAGGACUCACAGAAAAACACAUAUGGAUCUCAGUUGUAGCGAAGCCAAGGAGAAAUCGCUUCACACGGGUACAACGGGCGUCAUGCUGUCUUUCACUGCUAUUGACAGCUAUGCUUGCAAACGCCAUGUUUUAUGAACUGGACGGGAAAUCUGAAAAUGUGAUUCAGAUCGGACCUUUGAAAUGUACUUGGAGACAAGUAGUUAUUGGUAUCGAAAGCGCGCUCAUUGUUGCCCCUAUAAACAUUUUGAUUGCAUUCCUGUUUCAAAAAGGGACCGAAAACACCGAGAGUCAGACCCGUGUUAGCUGCAAAGCAAAGUGUCUCCUUUACUUCGCCUGGUUUUUAUUCGUUUGUUCAUGUUCUGUUUCAGCGACGUUUACCAUCUUCUACAGCUUGCUCUGGGGAAAGGAAAUCAGUGAGCAAUGGCUGUCUUCCAUGUUUAUCUCUUUCACCCAAGAUAUGGCCAUUACUCAGCCACUCAAACUGUUCUUUACCGCAAUAGUACUGUCAGCCAUGAUUAUCAGAAAAAAGGGAAAGAAAAAUGGUAACGAAUACGUAAAAGAGGCUAAAACUCGAACUUCAACAAAAGGACAUUUAUGGAAGAUGAAGCUGAAAGAAGUAGAGGAGAUGAGAAGGCGUCAGGCGAAAAAACAAAAUAUAUCUCGGUUCUUUGUGGAACUUUUCAUCUACCUUAUUUUUGUUUUCUUGUUGAUGGUGGUUUGUUAUGGUAGCAGAAAUGAACAUCGAUACAUGAUGACAAAAUCCAUCUCAGAAGGACUGCCAAGAUUUGAAACGGUAAGUGAAAUUUACUCAACAAAAGUGCUGAAGUCUUUUCUCUUUUUCAUGUUUUCCUCUAUGAUUGUUUGCUGGGAAAAGAGUCUUUUCAUUUACACAGAAAACCGGGAUCAUCGUCCACCAGAUCCCUUUAGUUGGGCCUGAGGAAUUACUCCCUGGUUACUAUUUUAGAGCCAAAAAUAUAUGAAAGGGGAAGAAUUUCAGAACUACCACUGGAAUGAUGGCUGAUUCCCCCAAUAUGUAGGAGCCUACUCAAAUCGUUUCUGUGGGGAUAUUAAAAAGUGUAGCGUUUUAGUCUGUAAGUGGUAAGCAAAAGGGAAGGAUUUGGACCUCUGGCGGCUCCGUCAAACACAGUUUAAUACACCACCCCUCCCCCCCCCCCCCCACCUCCUCCUCCUCCUCCUCCUCGCUGGGAAAUAAGGGGCGAUUUUCCCUGCUUCAGCCCUUGCAUAAGAAACAGGAAAAGUAGAUUCUUUUGUUUGCGUAGUUGCUUUGUCUUUGUUGAUGCCUUUAGAGUGUGUGAGUGAACCAAAAAAAGAAUAAUUGAUAUCCCACUACUUCAUUGAUUGAUUGAUUUGUAUUUGCCGUUUUUCUUUCUCGCAGAGUAGACUGAACUCAUUUUUAACAAACUAGUACACGAACCACGACCAUUUUUUGUUCAUUAUUUUCCCUUUGUUGUUUUUGCGAUACCAGGUUUUUAACAGGAAACAGUACUGGAGCUGGGUUAAAAAUGUUUUUUUACCGGGUGUAUUUGCUGGUAGAUGGUACAACGGACGUCCCGAGAAUCAAACCAUGUACAUCGGAAAUAAACGUUCAGUCUUAGUUGGAACGGCUAGAGGAAGGCAACUUAGAGUUCAACCUGGUGAGUCUGGAAAUUUUUUUGAAACUUGAGUAAAAAAAGAAAAUUUCGCGUCAUGUCAUUCUUUUCAAAAUGCUCUCAUAAAGUGCGAAUAAGUGGUCAUUUUCUCCGCAUAUGGUAAAUACUGGUUGUAUAGAAGCAGGCGCAGAAGGAGCGGAAAUGCGACGUAGGCCGUUUUUCCUAAUUUAUUUUUGCAUCACCAUUUUAUGUUCUUGAUGGCAGCUUAACUGUGAAUCUGACACUGCUCUUAGGCAAGAACACAGCAAACGCAGCCACUUACAAAAACAACAACCGCGCUUGUUUAUGUUUGUUCAAAAAUAUAUGUAAAGAAAAAUAAGAGCUUUCUGAUAGUAGAAAAAAUCUAAGCGGAGACGGGCCACGCACUUAAGUAAGAUAUGAAGAAAAUGAAAAACAAAUGUAUGUCCAGUUCCUUACUCCAAUUCUUGUCGAAAUUUUCUACAAUUAUCUGAUAGGCUCCUUUUCUUCUUAACAUCCGCAGAGACUUGUGAUGUUUUGGAUUACAUGAAACAUACGUUUCCUGUUUGCUACGGCGGGUACUCACCCUUAAACGAAGAUAAGACAUCCUUCAACAAGCCAGGGUGGAAGCCUGUCGACAACUCCACGAAUAAAGAUGAACUUUUCCGACUUUGCCCGAUGCCUUGGAGAUACCAAGGUGCCGAAGAUACGGACACGGUGCCUAAGUGGGGACAGUUCUCAUUUUAUCCUGGUGGAGGUUUCGUGGCCGACUUAGGUUAUGAAAACUCGACAGGCUUUACCGUUAUAGAAACACUACAAAACAAUGACUGGCUCGACAGGCGAACCAGAGUCAUUAUAUUAGAAUUUUCCUCUUUCAAUCCAUCUGUUAAUUUACUUUGCAUCGCGACGUAUUUCUCUGAGGUAGAGGCUUCCGGAUACAGUUCUCCGUUCACAAGAACCGAAGUGAUUUCAUUAGACUCAACUGGGGCUGGUUCGCAACAAUUUUACCUCAUCUGUGUUUUAUUCUUUAUCAUAUUUGUUGCGUUUUACGUCGGAAGAGAGUGCUACAAGCUGUACAAACAACGUUCUCGAUAUUUUAAAUCCUUAUGGGGUUGGGUAGAAAUCUUCCAAGUGAUAUUUUCCUUGUCGGCUGUAGUAAUAUACAUCGUGCGAUCCAAAAAGACGACCUCUACGAUUCAGGAGCUUCAGAAAAACAUUUACGCAAACCUCAGUUUUCAAGAAGUCAUCAUUUGGCUUGAAAUAGAGAACGCUGUUCUGGGGAUUUUAACAUUUAUUGUCACUGCCAAACUUCUGAGACUUAUUCGCUUCAAUCAACACGUUGUCGUGUUUUCAAAAACACUGAAGACGUCUGCGCGACUGUUGUCAUCAUUUACCGUUGUUAUGUUGAUCUGCUUUACUGCCUUUCUGCAUUUCGGGGUUUUGAUCUUCGGGACGGGUUCGAGGCAUUACUCGUCGAUACUCAGAGCCAGUUAUUUUCAACUCGAACUGACUCUAGGGCGCGUGAAAGCGAGACCCAUCAAUGAACUGGCAGAUGUCAACGACACUUUUGGAAGAAUUUUUGCCGUCUUACUUCUUUUUACCCUGACGAUAUUGGCCAUGAAUUUUUUUAUUGCUAUUAUGAACGAUGCUCUUAUGAAUGCAAAGGCCUGGGAGAGUAAAAAUGAGCUCUACGACCUUCUGGAUGAAAAUUGGAGUCAAAAGGAAGGAGAGAAUAAACGCAUAUUUGAUGCUAUAAGUGAAAGUAUAAAACUAACGAAAGAAAAUGAAGAAAUAGCGAAGAUGACGAAAACAGAGAAUAGGAAUUGUGGCCAAAAUCCCAACAAAAAGAGGAUGGUCAAUUUUGAUGCAACAAGCAAAGCAAUUAUAGCAUCAAGAGAAGAAAGCGUGGAAAAUUCAACAGAGAAGAAGCUUACUGCCAACAUGAGGAGAAAAUCCUUGUUUGAUAAGAUCAGUGAUUACAUUUGGAAAAAGUUUACGAGUAGCGAAGAACACAAAAUAAAGAAAGAACUAAGAUCGUCACACAGUCAACAGCAUCGCAAAGUACGCUUCUCAGAAGACGUUAUCAAAUGUCAGUUUCAGAAGCUACAAAAACAGAAAAAGUUCCUUUUUCAGCGCUUAGAUAAUAUAAUUCAAGGUUACUCUGAAGAAGACGAAAGUUUCCAGUUGUUAUGUUACGAAGUUGGUUAUUCCUCCAAAGAAUCCACCACAGCCGCUGACCAAGGAACCACGAAUGACUCAUUUGCAUGA